Molecule: messenger RNA, 253 nt
Organism: Racocetra persica
Lineage: Eukaryota; Fungi; Glomeromycota; Glomeromycetes; Diversisporales; Gigasporaceae
Source: the annotation of a GenBank genome assembly
UUCAUUGGAAAGUACACGAGAUCGUCUUGGAAUUCCGGAAUGUGCAACACAUGGUCUGUUAAGGCCGUAUUAUGUCCUACUAGAACACACUGGCCAAGCGGUCGUUGCGCAAUUUAAAUUCACAGCUCUUGUUACGUCAAGCGGAAAUGCUACGCGUAUUACAUCAUCACCUCAAUUACCAUACGUUUCUUCUGAGUUGUCUAUACCACCAGAAUCGGACAUUGCAAAGUUGUUAGCUUGUGAAGUUAAAUCA